Molecule: messenger RNA, 485 nt
Organism: Paramecium pentaurelia
Lineage: Eukaryota; Ciliophora; Oligohymenophorea; Peniculida; Parameciidae
Source: the annotation of a GenBank genome assembly
AUGGAUAAAUUAUUAUAAAGAGAAAUUAGGAAUCAUUUUUAAAAUGAAAAUUAUAAGGCUGAUGUAAUAGAUAUGAUUGAAAAGGAUGAAGAAUUGAUUAAGAAAUGCAAUGAUAAGAUGGAUGAUGUAAUUAGUGUCUAUAUAUUUAGUGGUAAUUAUAAACAGAAGAGGAUUUUCUAAAAAAGAAACUGCUAAUGCUUGGUUUAUGUGAAAAGAAAGGAUUGGAUGGAUAAGUGAUGCUUUAUCCUACAAUAAAGAAAUAAAGAGUAUUAAAUAGAGAUGAAUUCAAAGGGAUGGUUGAUAGAUUAUAUAAAGUGAAGAAGAUGUCAGAUAAUGAUUUUGUUCAUCUUAAUUAGACAGCCAGAAAAUAAAUAUAACAAAUGAAGGCCAAAUAGCAAAUGAUCUAAAAAUAAAAAAACAAGAAUACUAAAUAAGAGUCUUUCUUCGAUAUGAUAUCAGAUUCAUCUGAAGAUUAAGUAGAAUGA